Messenger RNA from Panicum hallii, 2125 nucleotides. RefSeq names its product teosinte glume architecture 1-like. The transcript has 3 exons. The record is from RefSeq and is a predicted model, not a curated record. Gene Ontology annotation, cellular component: nucleus. Lineage: Eukaryota; Viridiplantae; Streptophyta; Magnoliopsida; Poales; Poaceae. Gene Ontology annotation, molecular function: DNA binding. Bases 578 to 1918 code for a protein of 446 amino acids.
AUGCCCCUGCCCUCCUCCUCCUCCUCGUCUCCCCCUCCUCCUCGCCUCCUCUCUCCCCCCGUCUCUUUUCAUGCACACACUCCCUUGCUACAGUCGCAGUUGUCUCGGCAAGUACUGACUGCUACCUCCGCCCCCCAGUUCCUGGCCUCCCGGGCCUCGCUUUUGUUGCCGCAAAUCUUUGUUGGCCGCCGCCGCCGCCGCCGCUAUCUAUACGCUGCACCUUCCAUAUCUGAUUUCUCCUCCUCGGCUCAGCCCGCAGCUCAGCUCUUGCUCUCAGCAGUCUUGCCCAGCCUCUCAGCUCAACCCUUGUUGCAUUUGCUGGAUUGCGGCGUGUGCUUGGUUUGGACACCGGAGCUCCUGCUUCGAUCUGGCCGAGCUCGUUUGGGGCACCAAUUAGCAAGUAGAUCCGGUGCUGCCACUGCCAUCUCCCCGAUCGACCUCGCCCGUGGCAAGGAAAUGCCCGUGGAAUGAGAGGGACAGGCCCGGGAGGGGAGCAGCCCGAAGUAGCCAUUCGAGCGCGUGCGAAAGAGGAGGGAAGGCGACAGCUUGGGCAGGAAGGAGCUAGCUAGAGGAGAGCAUGGACUGGGAUCUCAAGGCGCCGGGCGCGUGGGACCUCGCGGAGCUGGAGCACGACCACGCAGGCGGCGCGGCGGCGGCGGCGGCGGGAGCGGCGGGGACGUCCGGCGGCCACGGCAAUGCGGCCGCCUCGGCGUACCGCCCGCCCGGGGCGCUCGAGUGCUCGGUGGACCUCAAGCUCGGCGGGCUGGGCGAGUGCGAGCUCGGCGCGGCGCCGGCACGCAGGCAGCCCGCCGCCGCCGCCGCGGGGAAGGCCCCAGCCCCCGCAGCCUCCGGGGCGGCGGCGGCGGCGGGCCCGUCGUCGCCCGGCCCCGGUGCGCCGGCGAAGCGGCCGCGCCCGGCGGGCGGCGGCGGGCAGCAGCAGCAGCAGUGCCCGUCGUGCGCGGUGGAGGGGUGCACAGCGGACCUGAGCAAGUGCCGCGACUACCACCGGCGGCACAAGGUGUGCGAGGCGCACUCCAAGACGCCCGUCGUCGUCGUCGCCGGCCGCGAGAUGCGCUUCUGCCAGCAGUGCAGCAGGUUUCACUUACUUGCGGAGUUCGACGACACCAAGCGCAGCUGUAGGAAGCGCCUAGAUGGGCACAAUCGCCGCCGCAGGAAGCCACAACCAGAUACCAUGGCUUCUGCAAGCUUCAUCGCGAGUCAACAAGGGACACGAUUCUCACCAUUUGCAGCUCCGAGACUUGAUGCGAACUGGCCGGGCGUAAUCAAAACCGAGGAGAGUCCAUACUACACUCACCAGAUCCCUCUGGGCACCAGCAACAGGCAUCAUUUCGUCGGCUCGUCGUCUGCUUACGCCAAAGAAGGCCGCCGCUUCCCUUUCCUGCAGGAGGGCGAGAUAAAUUUUGCCACCGGCGUGGUGCUGGAGGCUCCAGCUUCCGCGCGCCAGCCGGUCCUCAAGACGGCAGCACCUCCCGAGAGCAGCAGCGGCAGCACCGGCGGGAAGAUGUUCUCCGACGGGCUGACCCGCGUGCUCGACUCGGAUUGUGCUCUCUCUCUUCUGUCAGCUCCGGCGAACUCCUCCGGCAUCGACGUCAGCAGGAUGGUGCGGCCGACUGAACACGUCCCUAUGGCGCAGCCCGUGGUGUCGGGCCUGCAGUUCGGCAGCCCGUCGUGGUUCUCGCGCCCCCAGGCUUCCGCGGGCGGCGCCGCCGCGGCCACGGCAGGGUUCCCCCCCUGCCCCGUGGCGGAGGGCGGGCAGCAGCUGAAUACCGUGCUGAGCUCCAACGACAACGAGAUGAACUACAGCGGGAUGUUCCACGUCGGCGGCAGCGGCGGCGGCGGCGGCGGCGAGGGCUCCUCGGACGGCACCUCUUCGUCGCUGCCCUUCUCGUGGCAGUAGUUCUCACUUCUCAGCGGCUGUUCUUGCGUGCUUCCGAUCUGGUUGAGCAAUUCGCUUCAGUGAAUGAUCACUGAUCAGCACUGGUUUCUGUCUUUUCUGCAUCCAUUUGAUUUUCUCGAAUCGAUUCUACUCACCAGCAUUCAUGUGGACAAGCUGAGCAUAAUUCGGUGCUCGUUUUCCUGAAAUUACCUUCGCUGUUGUGGUGCC